UUCGUAACGCCUCAUCUUCCUUCAACCUUCAUGCAUUACUCCAUUAGCAUCAGCUUCCUCAUUCUCACCGAUUGAAUUUCUCUCUGAUCAUCACUCUUCUCCAUCUCUCUAUUUCUCUCUCUCUCUCUCAAAAAGUUCUUAGUUUUCUUAGUGUUGAUCCUUUAGGUAGCAACUAGUAAGAUAAGAACGCCACCACUAUGGUUGUUCAUUCUCACCAAUCUGCACUAAACGAGUUAUUUCUCGUGAAAGCAUCAUGCAAGAGCAGGUUCAUGUGGGUGCCCGAGGUUGAUCUCACGCACCCCGAGGCCAAGACGGUCAUAGUCAAGGCAUGUCAAGAGUUCGGUUUGUUCAAGGUGGUCAACUAUGGUGUACCACUGGAAUUGAUGACCCAUUUGGAGAAUGAAGCACUCAAGUUCUUCAUGCAGUCCCAAUGUCAAAAAGACAAGGCUGGUCCUCCAGACCCUUAUGGGUAUGGAAGCAAGAGAAUUGGCACAAACGGUGAUCUGGGUUGGGUUGAGUACCUACUCCUCAACACAAACCCUGAUGUUAUCUCUCCCAAAACACUCCAACUUUUUGAACAAAACCCAGAAGUGUUCAGGUGCGCGGUGGAGGAAUACAUAGGGGCAGUGAAGAAGAUGUGCUGUGAAGUGUUGGAGCUAAUGGCUGAUGGGUUGGAGAUAGAACCAAGGAACGUGUUCAGCAGAAUGAUAAGGGAUGAGAGAAGCGAUAGCUGCUUUAGAAUGAACCGGUACCCAGCAUGUCCAGAGCUUAGAGUUGAGGCAUUGAGUGGACGAAAUUUGAUUGGGUUCGGAGAGCACACAGACCCACAGAUAAUAUCUGUCCUGAGAUCCAACAACACAUCAGGACUGCAAAUGUGUCUCCGGGAUGGGACUUGGGCUUCUAUCCAACCUGAUCACACUUCCUUUUUCGUCAAUGUUGGUGACCUUUUGCAGGUGAUGACGAAUGGAAGCUUUAAAAGUGUUAAGCAUAGGGUAUUAGCCAAUUCAAGCAUGUCAAGACUUUCAAUGAUCUACUUUGGAGGACCACCAUUGAAUGAAAAGAUUGCACCUUUACCUUCACUCGUGUCAAGGGAAGAAGAGAGUUUGUACAGAGAAUUGACAUGGCGGGAAUACAAGAAUGCAGCAUACAAGUCAAAGCUCUCUGAUAAUAGGCUUAGUCUUUUUGACAAAUUUGCUGAUCACAGUGACAAAUCUCCAUUGUGAAUACCAUUUUAUAGUGAAUGAAUGCAACUCGAGGCCACUAGCAUCGUGGUCUUAUGUUAUA
Messenger RNA from Glycine soja, 1284 nucleotides. Its product is annotated as gibberellin 2-beta-dioxygenase-like. Bases 198 to 1223 code for a protein of 341 amino acids. Gene Ontology annotation, biological process: response to light stimulus; gibberellin catabolic process. The transcript has 3 exons. NCBI's taxonomy places the organism in Eukaryota, Viridiplantae, Streptophyta, Magnoliopsida, Fabales, Fabaceae. The record is from RefSeq and is a predicted model, not a curated record.